AUGUCUCACUUAACAGCCUUACUUAGAAAGAACUAUAUAUUGUGGAAGAGGAAUUGUUGUUGUUCCGUAUGUGAAAUCAUACUUCCUUUGUUUUUCAUCGGAUUAUUAUUAACAAUCAGAGCUCAAGUUGAAAUAGAUGAUAUACCUGAAACUUCAUACUUAAAAGCAUACAAUGAUUCAGAUUUGCCUCGAAUUCUGAGUCCAAAUUUAAACAGUUUUUCCAAGAAUCCAAAUUAAGACACCGAAAAAUUGCUGAAAUCACUGCCCUAAUUGAAGAAUUGCAUUGAUAACCAUGAUUAUUCAGGAGCUUCUUACAGAAAUGGAUUAAUAGGAAUUGGACCAAAAGAGAAUGAAGUGGCUUAGAAAUUAUCAAAUUAUUUUAUUGAUUAUUAUGGAUAUGAUGUGAAGUGGUUCUAAAAUAAUGAUGAAGUCGAUGACUAUGUGAGAUCAGAUGGAUAUAAUAAGUUAUAAGAUACAUAAGGACUCUGUCUAGCAAUAAUAUUUGAGAGGGAUGAUGUAUUUUAGAAGGAUUUUAGCUACACUUUAAGAUUCAACACUUCUGAUUCAACAGAUUACAUAGAAUAUCCAUUGAAUAGAAAGGACAAGAUUAAUUCAUUUAAAUAUGAGGAUCAAGAAAUCACUUACUUAUUUUACGAAAAUGGAUUUCUUACUAUUCAAAAUUGGAUUGAUAAUUUAAUUAUUCAAUAAUAUGAUUCAUCUGUCACAAUAGAACCAACUCUCAGUCAUGUUAGAUCAAGAGAUCAUAUUGAAGAUAAGUUCCCAGAUUUUGUAAAUGGAGCAUAUGGAAUUUAUCUGGCAUUGCCUUUGAUGAUUGUAUUUUUAAGAAUGACUCAUGGGAUUAUUUAUGAAAAAGAGAAGAAGUUGAGAGAAGGAAUGAAGAUAAUGGGAUUGAGCAACACUUAAUUUUACUUGUCAUGGAUAAUCCAAUAUUUAUUGAUAUAUGGAAUCAUUUCAAUCUUGGCAACAGCUAUUUUAAAAAGUAUGAUAUUCGUAGAAUCUGGUUGGGGGUUUAUAUUCUUAAAUUAUUACUUGUUCUGCUUGGUUCUAAUAGUGUAAUCACUCUUUUUAUCAGUGUUUUUCUCAUAAGCCUUAACAGGACUAAUAGUUUCAAUUGUUUGGUAUUUACUAAUGUUUUUAAUGUUGAACUUGGUACCUGCAAAUGCUAUUCCAAGUAGAAGUUAAUAUUGGGGAGUGUCCUUUUCAAGUCAAGCUUCUUUGGCCUUUUCAUUUGGUGUUAUCACUCUAAUGGAAUCAUAAGGCAAUGGAUUUGAUGGGUCAAAUUUGACAACUACCAUCAAUAAUUACAGUAUUUCUAUAGCUUGGACUUGGCAUGUCAUCAAUAUUAUCGCAUAUUUGAUCUUGGCCAUAUAUUUGGAUUAAGUAUUUCCAAACGAAUGGGGAGUUAAGAAACAUCCAUUAUUCUUCAUUAAUUGGAUUUGGAAAAAGGACAGAAUGGAUAGAGUAAGUCAUUCAUCAAUGUCAUUGGAAAGAAUGAAUACACAUGAUGAUAAAUUUGAAGAAGUUGAGUAAGCUUUGAAAGAAUAAGAAUUAAAAAAUGAAGCACUCGUCAUUAAAGGUUUGCAUAGAACAUAUCCUAAUGGUAAAUAGGCUGUAAGUAACCUAAAUUUGUAAAUGUAUUAAGGAUAGAUAUUUGCAUUAUUAGGACAUAAUGGUGCUGGUAAGACUUCAACUAUUUCUAUGCUUACAGGAUUAUUGGAAAUUACAAAAGGAGAUGUAAUUGCUUAUGGUUAUGAUGUGAAAUCUUAAUUAGAAGAACUAAGAAAGAUAAUGGGUGUGUGUCCUUAACAUGAUAUUCUAUUUGAUAAUCUGACAGUAAAAGAACAUUUAGAAUUGUUUGCUUAAUUCAAAGGAAUUAAAUCUAGUGAAAUAUAAGAUUAAAUAACCAAAAUAAUAGCUGAUGUUGAUUUGACCGAUAAAACAGAUUAUCUCAGUAAGAAUCUAUCAGGUGGUUAAAAAAGAAGAUUGUCAGUUGCUAUUGCAUUCAUUGGAAAUUCAAAACUAGUAUAUCUAGAUGAGCCUACUUCAGGAAUGGACACAAGUGCAAGAAGAUAUAUUUGGGAAAUGUUAAAGAAUUACAAGGACAAUAGAAUCAUAGUGCUAACUACUCAUUUUAUGGAUGAAGCUGAUUUCUUAGGAGAUAGAAUUGGUAUAAUGGGCGAGGGUAAAUUACUAUGUUCUGGAAGCAGUGUAUUCUUAAAGAAUAGAUUCGGAGUUGGAUAUAAUUUAACUUUAGUUAAAGACAGCACAUAAGUUGAAUCUUAAAAAAUCAUAGACAGCAUAAUCACUUACAUUAACACUGCCACAGUUCUAUCUAAUGUGUCUGCAGAAGUAGUUAUGCAAUUACCAAUUGAUUCAAUCGACAAGUUCCCAAGUUUGUUUGAAUAUUUAGAUAAGAACUUGAAAACUUUGCAUGUGGCAACCUAUGGAAUCAGCAUUACUACUUUAGAAGAAGUGUUUUUAAAGGUGGCCAAAAUAGGAGCUGGACAUGAAUAAGUUGAUGAUGUAUAAAAUAAAGAAAAGAAUGAUGAGAUUAAUUAAAAUGUUGACUUAAACAUUGAGAAAAUUUAAGGAUUCUGUUCCACUUUCUUUUUGCAUCUCUUUGCAUUGAUGUAGAAGAGAUUUAGAAUUUUCAGAAGGGAUAUAAGAGGAUUGGUAUGUGAAAUCUUUGUACCUAUAUUAGUGGUCAUUUCUGGAUUGGCUAUUAUGACAGUGAAGUGGAUGAAAGAUGAUGAGUUGGCAAUCAUUACACCAUAAGGCUUAUAUGAUGACUUAAAGUUAUAAUUGUUUUGGGGUGGAGAUUAAGCUGGCUAGAACUUGAUGUAAUAUUUUUCACCCAAUGAUUGGACAAUUUCUAAAUUAUCAUCCAAAUUAGAAUAAGCUGAUUAAGAAUACUUCGAUCAAUUUGAAUUAAGAGAAAGUCCAGGAUGGUAUUUCUUUAAUUCAUUUGUUGGCUCUACCUACUCCUAUUGGUUUUUACAGAAUUCAGUAUUUGUACAAGGCUCACCCCUUCUCUUAAAUCAAAUGAAUUAAGCCAUCUUAAGGAAGGUUACAAAUACCGCCUCAGCCAAUCUUGAAGUAUCCUUUUACCCAUUCCCACAAACUCAAAAUGAAUAGAGUAUUGAUUAAUCAGUUGCUGGAUAUCUAUCAGCCUUUAUAUUUUCAAUUGGUUUUGCAUUCAUACCCGCAUCAAUUAUUUCAUUUAUAGUAAAAGAAAGAGAAAUCAAUAUUAAGCAUUAGUAACUAGUCUCUGGUGUUUCAGUCCUAGCUUAUUGGGCAAGCAAUUGGAUAAUAGAUAUAGUCAAACAUUUGAUACCUGCAAUUGUAAGUGCACUAAUGGUGUUGGCCUUUGACAUAGAUGCUUUAAUAUUGGAUGGUAAUUAUGGAGCAGUCUUUCUAUUCUUUAUUCUUUAUGGAUGGGCCAUCAUACCCUUUAGCUAUGCUUUAAGCUUCCUUUUCAAAGUGCCAGGAAACUCAUUGUUAUCCUCCUUCUUCAUUCACCUUGUAUUUGGAUCCAUCAUAAGUAUUGUCAUUUACGUAUUCUUCCUUAUUGAUUCUACAAGAGAUGCUGCUUCCUAUUUGGUUUGGGUCUUUAGACCAAUUCCAUCAUUCUCCUUUGCAUUAGGAUUGUUGAGGACAAGUUUAAAACAAUUCUUUGAAUUGAUUUUUGAGAAUUCAAUAACUCCACCUAACACUUUUGCAAUGAGAGUUGCAGGUGAGGAUUUAAUUGUGCUUGCAAUCAGUGGAGUUGGAUAUAUGAUUAUAGUGUUUAUUUUGGAAUUCUUUGAAGACAAUGGUUCAUUGUAAAAAUUGGGAUCUAACGAGGCAUCCAUUCCAUACAAUCCAAAAAUAUUGGAUGAUGAUGUGGAGAAAGAAUAAUAACUCUGCUAGAAUUAUAGACCUUAAGAUUAAGCAAUUUUGGUCAGAAAUUUGAGAAAGGUCUUUAUGUUAGAGAAGAAGUAACAUAAAGUAGCAGUUGACAACAUCUCCUUUUCAGUUGGCAAUGGAGAAGUCUUUAGUUUAUUGGGUGUUAAUGGAGCUGGCAAGACUACCACUUUCAAAAUAUUAUCUGGAGAAUUAAAACCAACUUCAGGAGUAGCCUAUGUAUCUGGAUAUAGUGUUAUUGAUUAAAUUCAAGAUGCCAGAAAAAAUAUUGGAUAUUGUCCUUAAUUUGAUGCCUUAUUAGAGAAUCUUACUGUACGAGAACAUUUAGAAUUGUUUGCCAAAAUCAAGGGGAUUUCUAAUUUACACCUUCAUGAAUUGGUUGAAAAAAAGAUGGUGGAAAUGGAUCUUAAGAGGUUUGAGUCUGUAGAAGCUGGGUAAUUAUCAGGAGGUAAUAAGAGAAAGUUAUCAGUGGCUAUUGCUAUGAUAGGUAAUCCACCCAUUGUAUUUCUUGAUGAACCAUCAACAGGUAUGGAUCCUGAGGCCAGAAGAUUCAUGUGGAAUGUUAUAUCAAGGAUAUCCACUUAGAGAAAGUAAAGCUCAAUUAUUUUGACUACUCAUUCAAUGGAAGAGGCAGAAGCACUUUCAACCAAAGUUGCCAUUCAAGUCGAUGGCAACUUGAGAUGUUUUGGAUCUGUCUAGCAUGUCAAGAAUAAGUACGGCUAAGGAUAUGAGGUUGAAAUCAAAUUGUAGAAACCAAAGGUUAAUCUCCUUGAUCAAAUCAUUGAGUAGAUGGGAUUAAGUAAAGGCAUAAAACUCAAUCAAUCAGCCACUCUCAGUGCUUUACAAAAGAUUAAUCAAGGUUAAUUAAUGAAUUAUAUUCAACCUAAAGAAUCAGGGUCACAUAUGUAUAAUGAUUUAAAUAGACACGGAAUUAGUGUUGAAACUUUGGCAGAGUAUGUACUUGUAGAAUAGAAUGGAAAAAAACUAUUAGAAUUUAUUUAGCAAUAACUUGGUCAAUAUGAAAUUAUUGAGCACUUCUAAACCUUUUAUAGGAUUAGAUUGCUUUCCAAUAUUUCAGCUGGCAAAUUAUUCUCAGUUUUUGAAAAGAAUAAAUAACAAUUGACUAUUUCCUAAUAUUCUAUCAAGCAAGCGUCCAUCGAGUAGAUAUUUAACAUAUUCGCAAAACAAGAUCUGCAAUAAAAGGACCAAAAAUAGGAGCAGGUUUAAAUUCAAGUUGAAUCAUGA
Molecule: messenger RNA, 5169 nt
Organism: Paramecium tetraurelia
Lineage: Eukaryota; Ciliophora; Oligohymenophorea; Peniculida; Parameciidae
Exons: 5
Biological process (GO): transmembrane transport; lipid transport
Cellular component (GO): membrane; intracellular membrane-bounded organelle
Molecular function (GO): lipid carrier activity; ABC-type transporter activity; ATP hydrolysis activity
Source: RefSeq, a predicted model, not a curated record